GCAGCCAAAGCGAAGCAGUGCUACGUCUUUUCCAAUUCCAAUUAUAUAUUGGCGUCCAAAGUUGAUUGUUGUCAAUGCGUGACACUAUAAAAGCGCUUUGUGUUGAACUCCCAUCUUAUUUACCCACUUUUUAUUCUUCUCUUUAUUCUUCUACAAUCAUUUAUACAAUCGUCGUUGCUGCUCACACUUCUCUGAUUAUAAUCACUAUCAUCAACAGUUUUGAUACAAAUAUAUACGUUCUUCUGCUUGUCAACUGCGUUCCUCUCCCCUUCAGGAUCCUAGAGAUCACACCCUCCUGUCUCCCGAAAUGGUGAUUGAAAACUACUCGCCUUCUGUCUUGUACUCUUCUCCUCCUCAUGUAAUUGAUUGGAUGCGACAAAGAAUCUUUAGUGCGAAUAAUUUGACACAUUUGUAUUCUGGAAGCGGGAUUUUGGUAUCUUCUCUGGCUUGGGAGGAUAAAGAACUUUAUCAUCACACUACCUCUCUACCCUCUGGAGAUAAUCAGGUUCACCAUCUUCUUAGAAAAGAGAAUAUAAGUGAGAAUCUCGAUAAAGGGGAUGUUGAGAACACUCGGUCACAUUCAGAAAGAAAGAAAAAUUUAGCCAAAAUACAAAAUACGCCUCGCGUUGCCCACAUCAACAAUGCAUCGAAGAGAACCACGCUAGUUGAAUACCCUAAGAUUUGCAAAGAUAAAAAGGCCGACCUUUAUAAAACCGAAAUGUGUCGUAACUGGCAAGAGAUUGGUUACUGCAGGUACGGAAAAAAAUGUAGGUACGCGCACGGCCACACUGAACUACGAGCUGUCAAAAGACAUCAACGAUACAAGACUGAAGUAUGUCGCACAUACCACGAAACUGGAACCUGUCCGUACGGGGUUCGCUGUACAUUUAUCCAUGAUGAAAAAAGUUCCGCCAAUCCCAACAUUGUAUUCCUCAAUGGAAAGAAACCUAAAGCGGAAAAAGGAAAAAUUUACAACACUCAUGUUGUCGCUGGCGCACGCAAUGCUCCCUCAAGCCCAGACCUUUCUAUCGACUCUACUUGUUCAUCAACCUUCCUUCUAUCCGACCAAACAGUUCCAUCGCUUGAUGAUAUAUCCGACUCUGCUGAUAUAUUCAUCGCCAACAACUCUGGAGUUACUGCCGGUCUUGUAGCUCAGGACCAGUUGCAUAAUUUUGAGGAACUCGAUCACGUCAGCAUCACUGAUAGUUUCAUUAAAAUUUCCAACAGCAGUGAGCCCUUCGAAAACAAUAGCUGUGAUACCCCAGUGUGUAGUAACGCAGUCUCGAGUAGUUUCGAGCGUGAUCACUAUAACCUGCCAUGGAUCAAGUCAAUAGACUCUAUCGCUCCAACACUAUCCGAUUACUUUGAAAAGUUUGGUAGCGAGGACGGAUAUCAACUUCAUAAAAAACCAUUUCAAAAGAAUGCAUUUAAAGACGAGGCAGUCAAAGGUAUUUCAACUAGAAUAGCGUCGUCCGACAGGUUCAGCUGGCAGACUUCAGAUCACCGACAUGUUAAUAUCGUAUGAUUGAUAUGUCCUGUGGAUGUUCUUAUAUUUGAACAAUCUGGUCUGCUUAUUAUAAAGGUUGC
Umbelopsis ramanniana AG is the source of this 1587-nucleotide messenger RNA. RefSeq lists its product as uncharacterized. The transcript is spliced from 5 exons. The record is from RefSeq and is a predicted model, not a curated record. Gene Ontology annotation, molecular function: metal ion binding; mRNA binding. NCBI's taxonomy places the organism in Eukaryota, Fungi, Mucoromycota, Umbelopsidomycetes, Umbelopsidales, Umbelopsidaceae. The coding region runs from base 308 to 1525 and encodes 405 amino acids.